This is a messenger RNA of Hirsutella rhossiliensis, 2550 nucleotides long. RefSeq names its product fibronectin type III-like domain-containing protein. Gene Ontology annotation, biological process: glucan catabolic process. Gene Ontology annotation, molecular function: beta-glucosidase activity. The coding region runs from base 1 to 2550 and encodes 849 amino acids. The record is from RefSeq and is a predicted model, not a curated record. NCBI's taxonomy places the organism in Eukaryota, Fungi, Ascomycota, Sordariomycetes, Hypocreales, Ophiocordycipitaceae. The transcript has 6 exons.
AUGAAGCCGCUGUCGACCAUCGCCGCCUCCUUGCUGCCGGCAGUCGUCCAGGCCAAGGCCGUCGGGCCCGCCGACUACGAGCCCGAGUCCGAGGCCACGGCCCAGCUGGCCUACUCGCCUCCCCACUACCCGUCGCCAUGGAUGGACCCCUCCGCUCCCGGCUGGGAGGAGGCCUAUGUCCAGGCCCGGGACUUUGUGUCUCAGUUGACCCUGGUGGAAAAGGUCAACCUCACCACCGGCAUCGGUUGGAUGGGAGGCAGCUGCGUCGGUAACACGGGCUCUGUCCCUCGCAUGGGCCUGCACGGCCUCUGCCUACAGGACGGCCCCCUGGGUCUCCGGUUUUCCGACUACAACAGCGCCUUUCCCGUCGGCCUCACCUCCGGCGCCACUUGGAGCAGGCACCUGUGGGCCGCCCGUGGCAAGGCCAUGGGCGCCGAGGCCAGGGGCAAGGGUGUCGACGUCCUCCUCGGCCCCGUAGCCGGCCCUCUCGGCCGUGUCCCGACCGGAGGCCGCAACGCCGAAGGCUUCGGAUCCGAUCCCUAUCUCCAGGGCCAGGGACUGGCACACACAUCCGGGGGCAUCCAAAAGGCCGGCGUCAUUGCUUGUGCCAAGCACUACAUUGCCAACGAGCAGGAGCACUUUCGACAGACUGGUGAGUCCCAGGGCGAGGGCUUCAACAUCUCCGAGGCACUGUCCUCCAACGUCGACGACAAGACGUUGCACGAGCUGUACGCAUGGCCCUUUGUCGACGCCAUCAACAACUCGUACGGCUGCCAGAAUUCCAGGCUCCUCAACGCCGUCCUCAAGGGCGAGAUGGGCUUCCAGGGCUUCGUUAUGAGCGACUGGCAGGCUCAACACUCGGGUGCCGCCUCCGCUGUCGCCGGCCUCGACAUGACCAUGCCCGGAGACACCCUCUUCAACUCGGGCCGCAGCUACUGGGGCGGCAAUCUGACGCUGGCCGUCCUCAACGGCACCGUUCCCGCCUGGCGCCUCGAUGACAUGGCCAUGCGCAUCAUGGCCGCCUACUUCAAGGUCGGCAAGACGGUCGAAAACCAGAUAGAAACAAACUUCAACUCGUGGACCCGCGACUCGUACGGCUACGCCGACCAGGCCGCCAAGGACAACUGGCAGCUCAUCAACCAGCAGGUCGACGUCCGCGCCAACCACGCCGCCCACAUCCGCGAGUCGGCCGCCAAGGGCACCGUCGUCCUCAAGAACACGGGCGCCCUGCCGCUGCACAAGCCCAAGUUCGUCGCUGCCAUCGGCGAGGACGCCGGCCCCAACCCCAAGGGCCCCAACGGCUGCCCCGACCGCGGCUGCGACGACGGCACCCUCGCCAUGAUCUGGGGCUCCGGCACUUCCAACUUCCCCUAUCUCGUCACCCCCGACACCGCUCUCCAGAACCAGGCCAUCCAGGACGGCUCCCGCUACGAGAGCGUCCUGACCAACUACGCCUGGGACCAGACCAGGGCCCUCGUCACCCAGCCCAACGUGACCGCCAUCGUCUUCGCCAACGCCGCCUCCGGCGAGGGCUACAUCAACGUGGGUGGCAACACCGGCGACCGCAACAACCUCACCCUGUGGAAGAAUGGUGACGACCUCAUCAAGAAUGUCUCUGCCGUCAACCCCAACACCAUUGUCGUCAUCCACAGCGUCGGCCCCGUCCUCGUCACCGAUUGGUAUCGCAACCCCAACAUCACGGCCAUUGUCUGGGCCGGCCAGCCUGGCCAGGAGUCUGGCAACUCCCUCGUCGACAUCCUCUACGGCAAGACCAGCCCCGGACGAUCCCCCUUCACCUGGGGCCCGACCGCCGAGAGCUACGGAACCGAGGUGCUGUAUAAGCCCAACAACGGCAACGACGCGCCGCAGCAGGACUUUUCCGAGGGCGUCUUCAUCGACUACCGUCACUUCGACAAGAUGGCCCCCGGCAAGCCCGGCACCAAGGGCGCCCCCAUCUAUGAAUUCGGAUUCGGCCUGUCGUGGUCAACCUUCGAAUACUCGGACCUCCGCGUCAAGAAGCACAAUGUGCAGGAGUACCGGCCUACUGAUGGCGAGACGGAGCCUGCGCCCGUGCUGGGCGAGAACAGCCUAAACCUGAACGACUACGCCGCCCCCCCGUACAUCCGAUACGUUUACCAGUGGAUCUAUCCCUGGCUCAACACGACGUCGUCGGGCGAAGAGGCAUCGCGCGAUGCAGACUACGGUCAAACGGCCGAGCAGUUUCUCCCGCCCGGUGCGACCGACGGCUCACCCCAGGCCAAGCUGCCCUCGUCUGGCCCGUCUGGCGGCAACCAGCGCCUCUGGGACGUCAUGUAUACAGUAUACGUCAGCCUAGGUGGCGACUACGAGCCCGUACGCGUGCUUCGUGGCUUCGAGCGCUUGGAGGGCAUCGCCCCUGGCCAGAGCGUCAAGUUCCGCACCGAGCUGACGCGGCGCGACCUGAGCAACUGGGACGUCGCCGCCCAGGACUGGGUCAUCACGGAGGAGCCCAAGAGCGUUUGGGUGGGUAGCAGCUCGCGCAAGCUGCCACUCCAUGCGGAUCUGUGCUAA